Molecule: messenger RNA, 2174 nt
Organism: Mus musculus (house mouse)
Lineage: Eukaryota; Metazoa; Chordata; Mammalia; Rodentia; Muridae
Gene: Smg9
Product: SMG9 nonsense mediated mRNA decay factor
Exons: 14
Coding region: 218-1780 (520 amino acids)
Biological process (GO): nuclear-transcribed mRNA catabolic process, nonsense-mediated decay
Cellular component (GO): serine/threonine protein kinase complex
Molecular function (GO): identical protein binding
Source: RefSeq, marked validated
CUCUUCUUCCUCCUCUGGGAGCUUCCGGGACGCCAAGGCCUGUUCCGGAAUAGCCGGCACCCGUUUUCUCGGCCUCUCUCAUUCUCUGGCUUGUGACCUUCCGGCACCAUUUACACGGCAGGUGGCUGUGGAGGACCUUCCCCGCCCACGCUGCACUCCCGUCACUCAGAGCGCGCGCUGCGACCCAGGAACUAAUCAGCAGCUGCCCUAGGUGACCAUGUCGGAGUCUGGGCACAGUCAGCCUGGGCUCUACGGGAUAGAGCGGCGGCGGCGGUGGAAGGAGCCAGGCUCCAGUGGCCCCCAGAACCUUUCUGGACCUGGUGGUCGGGAGAGAGACUACAUUGCCCCCUGGGAAAGAGAGAGACGGGAUGGCAGCGAAGACCCCAGCACUAACGUCAUGCAGAAAACCCCCAUCAUCCUCUCAAAGCCCCCAGCUGAGCGGUCAAAGCAGCCGCCACCUAGUACAGCGCCAGCUGCACCGCCAGCCCCGGCCCCACUGGAGAAACCCAUUGUGCUCAUGAAGCCACGUGAGGAGGGGAAGGGGCCUGUGGCUGGAACAGGGGCUUCCACCCCUGAAGGUACUGCGCCCCCGCCCCCCACGGCCCCUGCACCACCCAAGGGAGAGAAGGAGGGGCAGAGACCCACACAGCCUGUGUACCAGAUUCAAAACCGGGGCAUGGGCACUGCUGCCCCAACUGCCAUGGACCCUGUGGUGGGCCAGGCUAAGCUCCUGCCCCCAGAGCGCAUGAAGCACAGCAUCAAGCUGGUAGACGACCAGAUGAACUGGUGUGACAGUGCCAUUGAGUACCUGCUGGAUCAGACGGACGUGUUAGUGGUCGGUGUCUUAGGCCUCCAGGGGACAGGCAAGUCCAUGGUCAUGUCACUGCUGUCUGCAAACACUCCAGAGGAAGACCAGAGAGCGUAUGUCUUCCGGGCUCAGAGUGCAGAGAUGAAGGAACGAGGGGGCAACCAGACCAGUGGCAUUGACUUCUUCAUUACCCAAGAGCGGAUUGUCUUCCUAGACACACAGCCCAUCCUCAGCCCAUCCAUCUUGGACCACCUCAUCAAUAACGACCGCAAACUGCCUCCAGAGUAUAACCUCCCUCACACCUAUGUGGAAAUGCAGUCCCUGCAGAUAGCUGCCUUCCUCUUCACCGUGUGCCACGUGGUGAUCGUCGUGCAGGAUUGGUUCACGGACCUCAGUCUGUACAGGUUCCUGCAGACAGCAGAGAUGGUGAAGCCAUCCACACCGUCCCCCAGCCACGAGUCUAGCAGCUCUGCAGGCUCAGACGAGGGUACCGAGUACUACCCCCACCUGGUCUUCUUGCAGAACAAGGCACGUAGGGAGGACUUCUGUCCCCGGAAGCUACGUCAGAUGCACCUGAUGAUUGACCAGCUCAUGGCACACUCCCACCUGCGCUACAAGGGGACGCUGUCCAUGCUACAGUGCAACGUCUUCCCAGGGCUGCCGCCCGACUUCCUGGAUGCUGAGGUCAACUUGUUCCUGGUGCCCUUCAUGGACAGUGAAGCUGAGAACGAGAACCCACCUCGAGCAGGACCUGGCUCCAGCCCCCUCUUUUCCCUCCUGCCUGGGUACCGAGGUCACCCCAGCUUCCAGUCCUUGGUCAGCAAGCUCCGCAGCCAGGUGAUGUCUAUGGCUCGGCCACAGCUGUCACACACGAUCCUCACUGAGAAGAAUUGGUUCCACUACGCUGCCCGCAUCUGGGAUGGGGUGAAGAAGUCCUCAGCCCUGGCAGAGUACAGCCGCCUGCUGGCCUGAUGCCGAGGGAGCAGCAGCAUGCAGGGAACUGCCCUGUCCUGUGGGCUGUCCUGUGGACAGUGAGGGCACAGCCACCCUCCAGCAAGGGAGGAGAGUGACAGAGGCCUGGCAGAGGGAUCGUGGCUUCCCGCUGAGAGACGUGAGGUGUCUGAGGCCAGCCCCUCCCUCAAAUGGGGGGCUGCUCACAGGGUGACUAAGAGAUCCCACCCCGAGCCUGGUAUGAGCAGCCUUUCCCAAAUCUCCAUAGAGACCAGCAGCAGCAGGAGGAGGAGUCAAUGUGCCAGGAAGCCUGACCCCACUGAGUCUGACUCCAGGCCUUCCGUGGGAAACGGGGUUGGGGCUGGAGAGCUUUUCAAGACGAGGGUCUGAUGGUUCGAAUAAAUGUGGUCACAGA